This is a messenger RNA of Siniperca chuatsi (mandarin fish), 2520 nucleotides long. RefSeq lists its product as uncharacterized. The coding region runs from base 1263 to 2027 and encodes 254 amino acids. Lineage: Eukaryota; Metazoa; Chordata; Actinopteri; Centrarchiformes; Sinipercidae. The record is from RefSeq and is a predicted model, not a curated record. The transcript has 6 exons.
UAAAAAAAAAACUAAAAAUGAUUAAAGUUUUGAAGCUGAAUAAAUGUCCAGAUAUCCGUUGAUGAAUGUCUACAUGCAGCAUGUCUUGCAACUCCUGUGCAGAUUGUGUGAAGAUCAAGGAAUGAGGGCGUCAGAUUUUCCUCUGUAAUACCAUCACCCCUAAAGACAGUUUGAAAUCGGCGUGUGAAUCUCCUCACACACAGAGUAAAUAAAACCAUACAGCUGCCUAAGGCAAUUCUCAAUCAUCUAUACAUCCUGUGUCCCUAAAAGGAUCAAUGUUUCCUGCUCUUUCUGAAGGCCCUUUGUAUGAAGACAGAUCAAGAAAUGUCUCUUUUAUGGUCUUAAGGCAUAUUGAAAAAAGAUUAUAUUUUAUAGUUUCACAAUAUCAUAAUAGGAAAUUACAAUUAGUGUCUAACACUGAGCCUGAUGUCAAAUGUACUUUGACAUUUGUAAGUUUCUCAAAUGACAAGAAAGUAAAAUAAAUGUUAAAUCUCAGAGGCUAAUCUCUGCAUCAAACAGACACACACACACACACACACACAGGAACCAGAGAAGAUCAAGAGGUUAUGUGUUGGCAGGCCGGAGCCAGCACCCUGUUGAAAUGGGUUGUUUGAUCAUUGCAUGGGGGUGACUUGCCCGUCCUCACUGACCAGCCGCUCUGAUAGCACCCGAGAAUGGAAUGCAGCGCCUGGAGAGGUCUCUGUGCUGUGUCUCCAGAUAUAUCUGUAUUGUUUGAUUGUUUUUAUUGUUUGUAAUAUUUGUGGGGAUAUAAAUACUAGUUAAAGACAUUUGUAGGUCUCGUGUGGAUCCUCUCUCAUCAACCAACUCACCUGAGUUAGAGGUUAGCUUACCUCGACAUGACGUAGACAGAUAACAAAGGGAGACACAGAGAACAGGACUUCUGAAUCUGACAACGGAGAAUGGCUCAAGCAUCCGGUAAAAUCUUUAAAGCUAAAUUUUACGCGUUUUAACCUUUAGGCAGAAACAUAGGGACUUUUUUCAUUCUUUGCAGUGACUCUAAACGGAGGGCUGAACCUUCAAGCAGAGGAGUCUGGUAAGUACAGGUCUACAUUAUGUAUUUUUAAUACUGAAAUAUCUAAAAGACUUUUAUUUCCUGAUUAUAAGUUAUAUCUUUCAGAGUCAUCCACUGAUACCUCAACAUCCAAGACCUCAUCUGAUACUGACUCCUCAUCUGUGCUUUCAGAGGACGUGGUAUUACCCGAUCUGUGGGGCGAUUUGGACCAAUAUUUCCAAGAAGGGCUAUGCCAUCAUCACCGCCACAGGAUGACACAACCGGGCAUGCCUCAGACCGUCAAAACAUUAUACAUUCUCUAGAGGCUGCCCGGUUAACCGGAGGAGAUCCAGGGGAUGCAAUACCGCAUCAAAAUUUUGAAGAACAACCGCCAUUUCACCGGGAGUCUGUCUCAACCGCUAAUCAGCCGCUGAUGGCCGCAGAGAGGUCUAGACCUCAACCAGCGGACAGAGAUCCAGGAUUCUCAUCGGGUCGCAACAACAGGAGAACCAGUUCCAGUUCUGAGAAUCCACACCUGAGAUCCCGCGGGGCUUCCAGCGAAGGACAUCCAUCGGCACGCUGUGAAAGUCCCACAUUGACUUCUGCUCGUGUCCCACAGAGGGGAAGGAAACAAGGCAGGGAGGUGGAUGAGGAUGGAGGUUCUGAACCCCGUGAGGAUUGGAGUUUAGAUAUAGAUGAUCAGAGCACAGGACCAAGCCUGGCUAAAAGACUCCCACAGAAGAAAAGAGGAAAAAAGAAGGCGGUGGUGAAAGAAAGAGAAGGACCCAAAGUACAGUUGAAGAGGCCAUGGAGUGAAGCAGAGAGGACUGCUGUCAACAAACAGUUGGGAAAGUUUAUGGCAGAGCGGCGAGUUCCAGGUAAAGAGGACUGCGUCAAAUGCAUAACACAAGAGAAAUCCUUGGAUCAAAAAUCCUGGAAGGAUGUUAAAAACUUUGUGUAUAACACAAUUGUGACUCUUAAUCGAAGAUCAGCGUCACAGAAACUUCAGUUCUGAAGACUUCAUUUUGCAUUAUAAUUUCUGUGUUCUACUUUUAAUGUCUGGUUGAGCCAGUAGUUGGCAUGUUUGAACAUUGUUAGUUUUCUAAUGCCGUUUGGUUAACAGUGGUGGAAUGUAACUAUGCACAUAUGUUCAAGUACUGUACUUGCGGAUACAGUUCAAAUUCGAGGUACUUGUACUUUAAUUGAGUAUUUCCAUUUUUUAUGGAAUUUAUACUUCUACACCAUUACAUUUCAGAGGCAAAUAUUAUACUUUUUACUUCACUACAUUUGUCUGACAGUUUUAGUCACUUUGCAGAUUAGAAUUUUUCAUACACUUCUUGUCCAGUGAAAAGCAUGUGUCUCCAGACAUGUUGAUUUGGAAUGUGAAUUUUUCUGAUAAACUGGAGGAUUACGCGUUUUUCUGAGCAGUAGUAGUUAACAAUUAGCACAGCCAUUUUUCCUCAGAAUGAUUACUUUUACUUUUGAUACCUAAAGUACAUUUUGCUAAU